Talaromyces amestolkiae is the source of this 1851-nucleotide messenger RNA. RefSeq lists its product as uncharacterized. The coding region runs from base 1 to 1851 and encodes 616 amino acids. NCBI's taxonomy places the organism in Eukaryota, Fungi, Ascomycota, Eurotiomycetes, Eurotiales, Trichocomaceae. The record is from RefSeq and is a predicted model, not a curated record. The transcript is spliced from 2 exons.
AUGCGGCCCUUUUUCACAGCCAGUAGCAGCAAGAACCGGCCCUGGUAUGCCAGGUACGCAAGCCGACUACCGCGAAACAAUAAGAGCAUCCUGAUAUGCCUUUUCGUCCUCACAACCGCCAUCGCAUCCCUGCACUUUUUGCUCAUACCCGUCCUUUUGAGACUGCACAUGCAAUUCGGCCUCAGUCUCUUCGACUACGGCUUUCACGGUUUAUAUCCCACGCGGCACUACAAUAGCUUCGAGCUCGACUCUCCGGACGUCGAAGUCGUGGUGUGGGACGACCGAUGUAGCGAUGGUUACGUCUUCAUAGCGCCUCACGGUCCACCAAUCGACGGCUCGCGACCCUUAAUUCUCGAUGCACGCGGAAAUCUAGUAUGGACGUUUCCGACAGAUAAGCCGUCGACAGAUUUCAAAGUGCAGGAGUACCGGGGCGAGAAGUUUUUGACUUUUUGGCAUGGGACGAGUCUGAAUGGGCAUGGAUUGGGGUCGUAUACGAUGCUGGAUUCGUCGUAUGUACACCGCUAUGAAGUCACGGCUGUCGGCGAUUUUGAGGGUGAUAUACAUGAUUUCCGUAUUACGAAGAACGGCACUGCGCUUAUCGUGAUAUACGACGUCAAGCCAGGCAAUCUGGCUGAAUUCGGCGGUCCGCAGAAUGGGUUUAUUUACGAUGGAGUCUUUCAGGAGGUUGAUAUUGCCUCGAAUAAUCUCCUGUUUGAGUGGCAUUUUUCGCAUCAUGUCCCAUUUGGCGACACAUACACGGAUACUGUGAAAGGUAUGGGCAAAGAUAGCACAUCGCCGUGGGAUCCGUACCACAUCAACAGCGUCGACAAGGAUGUGCAGGGGAACUAUCUCGUUUCCGCGCGGCAUAUACAUUCGCUCUACAGUAUCGAUGCAACAACGGGUGAUAUUCUAUGGACAUUAGGCGGGAAACAGAACGAAUUCACCGACGCAUCUGACGGCCACGCUACAGAUUUCGCCUGGCAGCAUGACGCACGCUGGUACGACGAACGUACCAUCACGCUAUACGACAAUGCCGCGAAAGAUUUCCUCGGUCCCAUAACUGCAAGCCGGGGAAUGAUAAUCGACAUUGACGUGCCGAAUCGCAUCGCAACUCUGCAGCAUACCUACUCCCAUCCCGAGGGAAUCCGCGCGCAUUCGCAGGGCAACAUGCAAAUCCUACCAGACUCUGGGCAUGCAUUCAUCGGCUGGGGUCACUGCGCUGCAUACACGGAGUUUGCGCCUGACGGAGAAGUGCUAUGUGACACGCACUUGUCGCCAUCGAACUGGUUCCAAUUGGGUCUCGUGUAUACAUAUCGAACCUAUAAGAAUGACUGGGUCGGUAAACCGGCUACUAUGCCGUCGGCAGUCAUUGUUGGGAACUCGGUGUUCGUGAGCUGGAAUGGUGCCACGGAGAUCAAAGCCUGGCAGCUGGAGCUGUGGGAUGGGGUGAAUAUGCAGCAUAUGAAUUUUGUCCCGGCAGGCAAGACUGACAAAGUCGGUUUCGAGACCAAGUUUGAUCUGCCGGGUGAUAUUCCGAAUACGUAUUUCCGUCUUGUUGCGCUUGAUAAGAAGGAUGAUGUGCUUGGGAGAAGUGCACUGCUUAGCAAGCAUCACAAGCAGAGUCUGGCGGAGAUGUUGGGAAAGGAUAUCUGGGAUCAGAUGUCAUAUCCUGUUAUUGUUACAAUCUUUUUGAUCAUUUGCUGUGCCGUGUUGGCUGUUCGGUGGAUCUGGAAGAAAUCGAGCCUUAUGUUUGGCCGGUUGAAUACUAACUGGCUGCGGCCCAGGGUCAGGCGUACUCUGCUCAAGGAGGAUAUUGAGAUCCCACUUAUGACGAAUGAACAUGAAGAUUGA